Molecule: messenger RNA, 4629 nt
Organism: Pleurotus ostreatus (oyster mushroom)
Lineage: Eukaryota; Fungi; Basidiomycota; Agaricomycetes; Agaricales; Pleurotaceae
Exons: 11
Coding region: 1-4629 (1542 amino acids)
Cellular component (GO): plasma membrane
Molecular function (GO): calcium-activated cation channel activity
Source: RefSeq, a predicted model, not a curated record
AUGACCACGAAUACACACUAUACACGAAAGAAACGACAUGACACAUUCAACAACCAACCAACUGCCCCGUCUGCGCCGGCAGGACAGCCAUCGCCACCCGUUGGCAGUGGAUCCAACUUUCCGCCUUCCCCCCAGCCGAAUACAAGUUUCCCCGGAGGCCAGCCCAGCUCGAAUCCUACAUUGGGGUCAGGGAAUGGCUCUGGGAAUGGUGGGACUGGUGCCGGAGCUGGCUCUGGCUCUGGGUCCGAACCAAAUCCAACCAUCUCUGGCUCAGACCUCUUCGCGACAGAAACCCUGACAUCGACCUUCCCCGUUACUACGAUCUUCGAAGCUACGACGACGUUUACCUCAUUCUCCGAAUCUGUGUUUACCACCACUUCUGCGAUACCCAAUACCUUAUCUUCACCUGCUUUUACUUCCUCAGUUCCUUCAAUAUCAAUAUCCAGCUCGGGUACGGCAAUGAGCGCGAAUGGCCCUCAAAGCACGUCGGGUUCUCUACAAGUGGGAGCACAGUCGCAGCCUAUAUGUGCUGGCAAAGGGAUAGACGCGUCGGCUGCAGGUCUAAUUGCGACGAUCAUAGUGCCUAGUGUAAUCGGUUUGAUAAUAUGGAUAACAUUUGCCAUCCUACGACCGCGUUUCCGACAAAUUUACGCGCUACGAGAGUGGUUUGUACACCCGCAACUACGUCCAAAACCCCUCGGCAGCGGGUUCUUCGCAUUCCUACAUCCGCCGGUCCCCCUCGUACCAGAUUUCCCUUCAGCAUCCGAUGCUCGUUCCCCCGAUGCGCAGAAAGCCCUUCCCUCGGAUGAGAACCUCGCACAACGUUCCCUAUGGUUGGCCCUACUUAUAUGUCUUGGAUGGACUGUGCUUGGGCUGGCUGGUGCGCUUCCACUAUACUUAGUCAAUAUGCCUUGUCUGGCCACUUCGACUGGUGGCGGGGAAAGCAGGUUCGGUGGCGCGUACGGCACGUUGCAAGAUCUCAGUCUCUUAAGACUCCUCCGCCUUCUAGACGAUGGCAACGUCUCCACCAAUUUCGCCGUAACAUUCUCGCCCGUAGGCAAACGCGCUGUUAUUGACGGUGUCGAUUUUGAGCCACAAAUACGUACACGGCUCAUCAUCCUCGUCGUUCUGACAUUGGUUGUCGGUGUUCUCCCUGCGCUCUGGAAAAUACUGAAGGAGUACACUAAGUUAGUUCACUACCGGCGCAUAUGGGCAGAGGAGAGGUGCGAAGGGAAGGAGAUGGCGUGGUUGAGUGCGAGAGACGCGCCUGGAUUUGCGGGAUGGGGAGAGAAGAGGAUCAAGGACUUUUUGGUGAAGAGUGGGCUAAGUGGUGGCUUCGAGAAUGGAAGCGGGAAUGGAAACGGGAAUGGAAAGAGUAAUGGUAGUAAGACCGAGAAGCUUGCCCCGGGAUCGAGACGUAUUAGUGGCCCGUAUAGUCCCCGCAGUCAACGACGGAAUGAACAACAACCAUUGACGAGCCUGGAGGAAGCCGAGCUGGAGGUGGACAUCUCGAGUCUAUUUUCGAUUGGGGAUACCCAACGCCUUGCGCUACUCAUUGACGAACGCGACGAGAUUCUGGAGAAUUUGGAGAUCGCGGAGACGAGAUACAUAUCAUCGUUCAGGUUAAGUACCCCGGAUCCCUCAAUAGCGGAUUUCCAAGCGCCCCCUGUGCCCCCCAAAGACAAUAGGCCUUACAUCAGUAGACCGCUACCCUUGGGUCCCGCACAGAAGAAACGGACACGCCGUGGUCGACGCACUCUGAACCCUGCAUUCGCUGCUUCCUCCCUCGCGCCUACAUCCUUCGUUGCCCCGUCUCAAUAUUACAAGCUCCAUGGUCUCCGUGGCGUGAGUGGCGGACGCUUUGGCGGCAGCGAAUAUAGCUACAGGGAGGAAGACGAACCCCCACUCUCUACUUCGAUAAAUUCGAGGGUUAUUGGCAGCAGGUUCCAAGAAGUCAACAGGAAUAGCGCAGCGUAUGGACGAUUACCGAUGGGCACCUAUGUUGGGGUUUCUGAGAAGGGUGAGUUGGGUGGGGGUGCAGGAUCAGGAGGGAUGCCGGGAGGAUGGGGAAGUGAUGCGGGUCGAGAGAGUGGAUAUGGGGGAGGAAGUGGGGGUGCCCCUGGUAGCGCCAGCGUUGGCAGUGGGAAUAUGGCUGGUGUAGGUGGAGGCAUGGGCGUUGGCGGAUUAGGUGGUAUGCUCGACCGCGCUGACCGAAUGGACAUGUUCACCAUCGAAGAAAGCGAACGCUCCUACAUUCCCGAUCCGCGACGGUACGGCCCCAACCAUCUAGGUUACUCUGAAGAAGAUGGCGAUAGAAGGAGCCUAACUGGGCAGAUCGACGGUGAAGAUUGGGUGGACUUGGAGGAUGAGGUGGAUUACGAUGAGAUGCCCGGACCGGACGAGGAGGCGCCACCACAAGGAAGGGGUGGGUUUGCUUACGGCGCGCGGAUGAUGAUGACGCCCUCGCCUACACCUUCACCUGCGCCUCCCAUCGCGAGGCGAAGACUAAAGGAGCAACCACCUUCGAAGAGAGAAACAUUCCCCUUACGGAGCAACGAGCCUGUUGGACACGCCGCAAUGGACGAGAUCCCUCCCCCGCAUUUACGUUUACAACCCCACCAACCUUUCGUACGUCCGCUUUCAGGCAAGAAUUUCGACGAUUUGGGAGAGGUGUAUGGUGAUAUCCGGCACUGGAGGACAAGAUUGAAGGGCAUCAACGCUGAGAUUGCAGAUGCGCAGAGAGACUGCUAUAAUGAUAUAGCGGACGGUUCGCGCGUUCUAGGGUGGUUGAUGAUAGGGAAGGGGCUGCGUCAUCUUCAAGGCGCUCAAUUAAUCGAAGGGAGGGCGAAGGAGGAUAUUAGGUGGGACGUGCUGCAGAACGAAAGAACUGCAGUCGACAAAUGGGUAUGGUGGACCGUUAUUAUCGUGGUGGGCGUGUUGCUCGCUGCCGCAUUAACUGCUGCAGCUGGGUUAGCAGUGGUGACUGCGCCUGAUGUAGCACACUACCUCCCCUUCUUGGAGCCGCUUCUCGCUGCGCAUCCCCUGGUUGCUGGUCUCGCGACUAGCCUCGCUCCUGCUGUGGCAGCGACUCUUUUCAUUUGCUUAGCAUUGAUGGCCAUUCAUUGGGCGACCAAUAUCCGGGGAGCGGUUUCCGUAUCCGGAGGGCAGCUACUCGCAUUCAAGGCGACGUUCUUCCUUAUUACCUUCGUCGUUGGGUUGUGGAUUAUUACGGUUGGCUCUCUUCUGUUCGCGUUCGAGGCGUUCAGUUCCGAUCCGGCUGGCAAUCGGGAGCGAUCAUCAUCAGUUGCUAACGGAUCAAUUUACCUGAGUGCUUUCGCCCUCGCGAUCAUUGUCAACGGCGCCAUCAUCUUCCCUGGCCUGCUCGUGCUCCAACCCAUACGCCUGUGGAAAGUAAUGAAGGCAGAGAAGCAAGCUGUCACCCCGAGACAAAGGUUUAGAGCCGUUUAUCCACGCACCUACAAUCCGUCAUUUGCUCUCGGAGCCUGUAUACUGGCCAUUGUGUUCGCCUCCACGUUUGCGGUCAUCUUCCCGCUUAUCGCGCCGGCUGUCGUCAUCUUGAUUCUCUUGAGCCUUGUCGCUCAUCGCUACCUCGUUGGAUACGUGUAUGGCCGGACCCACUCGCAAACGGGCGGCCUUCUGCAAAUAUGGCUGUUACGUCGCUUUGGCAGCUUGCUCGCACUGCAGCCUCUCCUUCUGGGACUUAUCUUAUUAAGUCGACAGCUCUGGGUUCUAGGCGGCGUCUGCUGUGGCGUAGCCCUCGCGGUGGUUUUAUUUGUCGAAGUGUACACGAGUUGGAAGAUGAGACUUCCAGGACGCAAGUCACUCAAGCCGAUCACCCAGAAUUCCAUUGACGAAUUUGCCAACACGACCCGACCUCCCAGUUCCAAGGGGAGUCGACGGCCCAUAGAUGAAGAAAGCACCAGUCUCGUCAGCAGUGCGAGGAACACGAAUCGUAUACGUGGAUCCAUGGCUUCUGUUCUCGAGAUGAUGAGUUUGACGCUUGCCGUAAUGCCAUCCCCAUCGGCACAUAGAGGGCCCAUUCCACUAGAAACCGAAACGCUGGAUGACCUGACCGCGACAGAGCGUGCAGCACGGACGCACCCUGACGCACCCCCUCUGCUGCCACCGCUCCCAUUUACGGACCACGCAGAGGAAAUGGCCUCGAUAUUAUACGCCCCUGAACUGAUUGCACCUCCGCCCAUCAUAUGGCUGCCCAAUGAUUCUGCGGGCGUGGCGAGAUCAGAGGCGGUGGAUUUGCAGAAAUAUCAUGAUCUACAGAACGGCAUGUCAAGUGGCUCUCCACCCCCACCAUCCCCGCCGCACAGCGACGACGACAUAGACUAUGAUAACGAUCCCGUCAUUCAAUAUUCUAGAGACUUGUACGCCUACACGCUACGGCUAUGGACAGAGUCCAGGAGGGUCGCCGAGGAGAAGGCUCGAGCGAAAGCGGCGGCCAAGAAGGAGGAGGAAGAGCGGAGAAGAGUGCUGCUUCAGGCACAGGCAAAGGUUGAGACGGGUGGCAGCGUUGUGGGAGGGAGUGUACCAGGAGCGGAGGCGAACACGGCUCCGGGGGACUCCUCUUCAUCGACGCACCACAAAGGCUCAUAA